AUGCACGCGAAGAUUAACUUCACUUACGAGUUGGAAAAUGAGAGGACAUUGCCAUUUCUGGACGUGAAGAUUUUCGUUCGUGCUGACGGCUCUCUAGGACACUCGGUUUACAGGAAAUCGACUCACACUGACCGAUAUUUACAAGCUGAUUCUCACCACCAUCCCAGACAACUAAACUCUGUAGUCACCUCACUCACCAACCGCGCAUAUGAUUUAUGCGACGAGGAACAUCUACAGGAGGAGCUGACACAUGUGAUGAAGGUGCUGCAGAGUAACGGAUAUAGGAUUGCAAAGCACAAGAAGAAACCCACUAAUAGACAUCGGAGGUGCGAGGUUGAGAGGCAACCAGCAUUUAUGCCAUAUGUGAAGGGAGUGACAGAUAAGGUUGCAAACAUUCUCCACAAAUACGCCAUUAAGACUGUCUUCACUCCUUUCCGGAAAGUUUCCCAGAUGCUGCGCUCGCCGAAGGAUAGCUUCCCUCUAGAAAGACCUGGUGUCUAUAAAGUGGACUGUAGUUGUGGCAAAUCAUAUAUCGGAGUUCAACAAUCUGCUUUUUGA
Messenger RNA from Spodoptera frugiperda (fall armyworm), 558 nucleotides. RefSeq lists its product as uncharacterized. The record is from RefSeq and is a predicted model, not a curated record. The transcript is spliced from 2 exons. Lineage: Eukaryota; Metazoa; Arthropoda; Insecta; Lepidoptera; Noctuidae. Bases 1 to 558 code for a protein of 185 amino acids.